This is a messenger RNA of Entrophospora sp. SA101, 1470 nucleotides long. Lineage: Eukaryota; Fungi; Glomeromycota; Glomeromycetes; Entrophosporales; Entrophosporaceae. The record is from the annotation of a GenBank genome assembly.
AUGACUGUAGGUGACUUUGGCCUUAUUGGUCUUGCUGUUAUGGGUCAAAACCUUAUUCUUAACAUAGCCGACCACGGAUUCACAGUCGUUGCAUAUAACAGAACUGUUGCAAAAGUAGAUCAUUUCUUAGCAAAUGAAGCUAAAGGAAAAAGUAUUAUCGGUGCUAGUUCCAUUCAAGAUCUUGCCCAAAAAUUAAAAAAGCCACGAAAAGUCAUGCUUUUGGUUAAAGCUGGUCAAGCUGUUGACGAUUUUAUUGAUCAAUUACUUCCUUAUCUUGACAAAGAUGAUAUUAUUAUUGAUGGUGGUAAUUCGCAUUAUCCAGACACUAUUCGUAGAUGUAAAUACUUGGAAGAAAAAGGUUUAUUGUUUGUUGGUUGCGGUGUAUCUGGCGGUGAGGAUGGUGCUCGUUAUGGUCCAUCUCUUAUGCCUGGAGGUUCUAAAGCUGCAUGGAAACAUUUACAACCAAUAUUUCAAUCUAUAGCAGCCAAGGCUGAUAACGAACCAUGUUGUGAUUGGGUUGGUGAAUCUGGUGCAGGUCAUUAUGUUAAAAUGGUUCAUAAUGGUAUCGAGUAUGGUGAUAUGCAACUUAUUUGUGAAGCAUAUCAUUUGAUGAAGGAAGGAGUUGGUCUCACAAAUGAUCAAAUUGGUGAUGUGUUUGAAGAGUGGAAUAAGGGUGAAUUAGAUUCAUUUUUGAUUGAAAUCACUAGAGAUAUCGUGAGAUAUAAAGACACUGAUGGUACUCCCCUAGUAGAAAAAAUUAGGGAUACUGCAGGCCAAAAAGGUACUGGCAAAUGGACAGCAAUAAAUGCGCUCGAUCUUGGAAUGCCACUUACACUUAUAGGCGAAGCUGUAUUUGCUCGUGCACUUUCAGCUUUGAAGAGUGAACGUGUACGUGCAAGUAAAAUUUUAAAAGGUCCUGAACGUGUGGCUUUCACUGGUGAUAAAAAAGACUUCAUUAAACAAAUAGGCCAAGCUUUAUAUGCUUCCAAAUUGAUUUCAUAUGCUCAAGGCUUUAUGCUUAUGCGUGAAGCUGCUAAAGAAUACAAGUGGGAUUUAAAUUAUGCUGGUAUUGCUUUGAUGUGGCGUGGUGGUUGCAUUAUUCGUAGUGCUUUCUUAGGUGAUAUUAAAAAUGCAUAUACCAAUAAUCCAAAUCUUGAAAAUCUUCUUUUCGAUCCAUUCUUUAGGGAUGCUAUUGAAAAAGCACAACAUUCAUGGCGUAAAGUAAUUUCAGAAACAGUUCUACUUGGUAUUCCUACUCCCGCAUUUGCAUCAGCACUUUCAUUUUAUGAUGGUUAUAGACAUGAAAAACUGCCUGCUGGUCUUCUUCAAGGAAUGCGCGAUUAUUUCGGUGCUCAUACAUUCAGAUAUCUUGAUGAAUAUACCGAUGAAAAUCAUCCUAAAGAUCAAGAUGUUCAUGUUAAUUGGACUGGUCAUGGUGGAGCUGUUAGCGCUUCCUCUUAUCUUGCCUAA